AUGAAGAUCUCAUCGCCCCCGGGUCUGCACUAUCCCAUCACCGUGCUCGAGCUGCUCAAGAAGCGGGACGAUGACGUGAGCCGCUCGGAGCGCCUGUUCACGUACACGUACGAGAGCACCGUGGCCGAGACGGACAAGUGGGGACUCGAGAGCGACGUCAAGCGCAAGCUCAACGCCCAUUUCGAUGCGAGCACCGAGGGUAAAGUCUCGCGCUGGUUCAUCAAGGCCGGCGCCGUCAUUGCGCGCCCGGGAACCGAGCUGAUCGAGAUUGAGGAGCCAUGCACACACGAGAUCCAGUUCGGCGGCCUCUGUGCCGAGUGCGGCCAGGACAUGACCAAGAUGGAUCACCUCACGCAGUCGCGCAACACGGACCGCGCGACGGUCAACAUGACCCACGAUAACACCGCCCUGCUCGUCAGCCACAACGAGGCCCUGCGCGGUGAGGAGGAGACGAAGAAGCGCCUGCUGAGUUCGCGGAAGCUUACGCUGAUCGUCGACCUCGACCAAACCGUCAUCCACACCACCUGCGAGCGCACCAUUGCCGAGUGGAAGGCGGACCCCAAGAACCCCAACCACGCGGCGGUCAAGGACGUCGAAGGCUUCCAGCUCGCCGACGACAACGUCUCCCACGUCGCAGCAAACUGGUACUACGUCAAGAUGCGCCCGGGCCUGAGAGGCUUCUUCGACCGGGUCUCGAACAAGUAUGAGAUGCACGUCUACACAAUGGCCACUCGCGCAUAUGCGCAGGCAGUGUGUAAGAUCAUCGAUCCCGAGCGCAAGUACUUCGGCGACCGCAUCCUGAGCCGCGACGAGAACUACACGGACAAGCUGAAGAGCCUACAGCGGCUGUUCUACCACAACACAUCCAUGGUGGUCAUUAUCGACGACAGAGCAGAUGUUUGGCAGUACAGCCCCCACCUUGUCCGCGUCCCCGUCUUCAACUUCUUCCCCGGCGCCGGCGACAUCAACGCAAGCUUCCUGCCCAAACAACAAGAGCUCGUGACCCAGUCGCAACCCCUCGCAGCUCCCGUCAAAAAGGCCGAGGUUGCGCCAGCUGCCGAGAAGAACGCCGAGUUUACACCGGCGGAGGGCGCCAAUGGAGUCGGAGAAGCACUGGAACAGCAGCUGUUGUCUAUGGCGUCACCCGAGACACUUGACCAGCAAACAAAGGAGCAGGAACGGGUAAUCAUUGCGCAACAGACCGAGCGGCCGCUGCUUCAGCAACAGCUCAUGCAGGACAAGGCAGACGAGGAGGCGGAAGCAAGCGAAGAGCCAGACGCAUCAAACGGCGAGACAGAUCAUUCUGAGCAUUCCAGAAACCGGCACAGUAUUCUUCACGACGACGACCGAGGCCUGGACAUAGUCGAGAACAAUCUCAAUCGUGUGCAUGCCGCCUUUUACGACGAGUACAAGUCCUCGACAGCCGUAGGACCAGUGGGACGUGUAGCUGUGCUCAAAGGCGAAAGGAGCCCGAAGAAGCGUCCAACCGAGGUCAUCCCUGAUGUUGCUGAACUGAUGCCCUCGAUCAAGGAACGAGUACUGGGCCACGCCCGCGUGGUGUUCUCUGGCAUAAUACCGCUCGGUGCUGACGUGCAGUCGUCCGACUAUGCACUUUGGAUCAGCAGCUUUGGCGCAGAAGUAUCCACUAAAGUGACCAAACGGACGACCCAUGUCAUCGCCAACCCCGACCGGAAGACCACCAAAGUCAAGAAGGCUGCACGUUACAAGGAUAUCAAGAUAGUCACUCCCGAGUGGAUGUUUCAAUGCUGCUCAAGAUGGGAGCACGUUGACGAGACUCCGUAUCUUAUCGAGAUCGAUCCAGCUGAACGCGGCGGAACGCCUCUUGAGGACGAUAGCAUCGACGCAUCGGGUGAAGAGGAGAUUGAUGGUCUCGCCGAAUCACCAGUGACGGUCAAUCUGAACCCUGAAGACUGGGACGGUGUUGACGACGAGUUCGACGCAUUCAUGGAUGGCGAGGACACAGACGAGGAACGCGCUUCAGGGUCUGAAAGCGAACGUUCGGACGAUAGUACAGCGUCGACAUCAAGCAGGAGCCAAAAGAAACGAAAGCGUACCAACGGCAACGCGACUGAUGGGAGCGAGGCCGAGGAGAGUGACAGCAGCGUUGCAAGCACAUCCCGCCUCCAACGGCGGAAGAAGCGCACGAUGGAACGAGUAACGUCACUUACGAAUGUCGUUAGUGCAGAAAAAUCGUCGGGUCUACCGACGCCAGAAGCAACAGGCACAGAGGCUGUGAAUCUCGGCGUCGCGAAGACAGGACCGGAAGAGAAGGCCGUCGCACCAGACGUCCAAGACGACAACGACGAUGCUCUGGAGGCAGAGCUACUGGCUGGCUUUGAUAGCAGUGACGGCGAGGCAUGA
Molecule: messenger RNA, 2382 nt
Organism: Didymella exigua CBS 183.55
Lineage: Eukaryota; Fungi; Ascomycota; Dothideomycetes; Pleosporales; Didymellaceae
Product: RNA polymerase II subunit A C-terminal domain phosphatase
Exons: 3
Coding region: 1-2382 (793 amino acids)
Cellular component (GO): nucleus
Molecular function (GO): RNA polymerase II CTD heptapeptide repeat phosphatase activity
Source: RefSeq, a predicted model, not a curated record